Molecule: messenger RNA, 3775 nt
Organism: Macrobrachium nipponense
Lineage: Eukaryota; Metazoa; Arthropoda; Malacostraca; Decapoda; Palaemonidae
Exons: 5
Coding region: 157-1734 (525 amino acids)
Biological process (GO): protein ubiquitination
Molecular function (GO): ubiquitin protein ligase activity
Source: RefSeq, a predicted model, not a curated record
GUGUACAGUUUGCACCUUGCAAGUUCCACCACACUCUCAGCGGAUACCACCUGAGCAACUCACUCGACCUCCACCCCUCCACGUCAGUUACGUUACAUAGUUAUCGAAGGACCAACCGCCUUUUGGUGUCUCACAUAUCUGGAUAAUCGUUACGCAAUGUCACUUCCCAACCCGGCCUUUUGUGGUGUCUGCUGUCAGCUGUUCAACGAUGAUACAAGGCGUCCGCACAACCUGCCCUGCUCCCAUCAUUUUUGCGCAGAGUGUAUUGAUGAUCUUAUUGCACAAGAUAAGAAGGCUUGUCCCAGUUGCCAGAAAGGAUUCAAAGUUAAAUCAGCUAGAGAUUUAAUGGUUAAUCAAGCACUGAUUGACUGCAUCACUUCUAUUUUAUCAGUGAAAAGAAAACCCAGUAAACGUGGUAGCAAGAUGAAUGCCAGGUACCAGGAAAGAAUCGACGGUUUCAAAGAGGAGGUCUGCAAGAGUAACGGAGAAGUCAUGGCAGACCUUAAGCACAUGAAGGAAGACGUCGAAAGGCUUAUGAAGGGUGAGGAACAGCUACAGAAAAGUCUCUCGACCCUGAAACGCCACCUCAGUGAAGAAGUUCCUGCACAUAUUCAAAAACUAAUGUCUAAGAUCGAUGAGCAUAUCCAGAAGUCCAGCAAUGCCCGACUCAAGUUGAAAGAGUCUUUGAAAGAUGUACUGAAGAACGAAGAGAAACUUGUAUCUGCAAGGACGGUACUGGACUCUGCUUCAACUUUGGAAGACACUUCUGCUGUUAUUGAUGAAACUGAGGAAAUCAAUAUGGUAGUCAGAGAAUGGGUAGAAAGUUUAAAAGAAUUUGUGUCUAAAGAAGAUAACCAGCUUCAGGAAAGAAAUAAGGAACUGAAGGUGUCUGAAAGGUUUCACAGCAACCUUAUGAAAUUCCUGGUCCACGAACCUGAAAAAGGGGCUUUCCAUCUCAUCCCUAUCACAGGAGUUGCUGCAAGCAAGAUGGAUCUUUCAAGUCAAGUAACGGCUAUAGGGCUCUGGGAGAUGAGCACCCCUGUAAGAAUCCUAGUUGAAGAAGGACGAGUCUUUGCACUCCUGGAAAGCAAUAAUACAAGGAUUGCACUCCUGGAAAGCAAUAAUACAAGGAGGUCUGCGAAAAUCACCAUUGAAAAUGGAGAGCUACUCGUGUAUAGUUUACAAGACGAAGACGAACCUAUCCCCAAGGCCUAUUAUGUGCAGUAUGAAGACGUUCUGAGCCUAACCAUCUCUAAAAGUACAGUCUUCCUGGAUUUGGAGACCAAAGGCUUGUCGGUUGGAAGAGUCUUCAUCCUUCUCACUGACAAUGGAAUAGCCAACAACAUUCAUGGACACUUCACAGGUGGUUCUGGAGAAAGCUAUUUAGGCACACCCUUGCAAAUAGCUAACAAAGGGCAGCUGUGGGAACGAGCUGUAUGUGGUUACAAGGUAUCGGAAGCAAUAAGUGGGAAUGUAGCAGCUCAUUCCCUAAACAAGAAUAAUGUCAAACACAGCAACAGUGGAGUAGUUUGGCUCUUGGACCAAUACAGGACACCACCACUGAUUGGUAUACACUCAGGUCCAUUCAUGCCUAACAAUGGUACACAGGUGGGCAAUGUGGAGGAAGGUAUAGACAUACUCAGUGACGCCAUUCACUGGUCAGAGGAUAUAAAGGAUCUUAUGGUUAGCCAGUGUGGUUUGGUAUUACCUACCAAAGUCGCUCUUGCCAGCUAAAUUGGUUUAAAAUAGUUUGGUUGGGAGCUAAAUUGGUUUAAAAUUGUUUGGUUGGGAGUCAGUAUAAUAAAUCCCAGUUUAUUUAGAAUAUUAAAGUUAGUAUAUCCUGUUCAGUUGGAAAUUGAAGGCAGUUAUUUCGGUAGAAUAUGAAAACUUUACAGCCAAGCCAAUAAUUAAUUUCAACUGUAUCAAUGUUAGUAAUGUAGUGCAGGCAUUAAGUUCGGUUAUAUCAAUGUUAAUACUUAUAAAAUUCAGUUUAUGCAUGUUAAUACUUGUUAGGUAUGGUUAUAUCAAUGUUAUUGGUGUAGUAUAAUUAUAUAUAUCUGUUCGCAGUAUCCUGUGUAUCUAUGCAAAAGAUGCAUACAUCUUCAUCAAUGUGUUUACUGAUGGCGGAGGGGAGUCAUUGUCCGAUUUCCUCUAUAAUAUUUUUGGGAAAAUUCGGUCUGUAAUAGUGUAAGCAAGUUAAGGCGUGAGAGCACCAACAGUUUAUUCUCUCAGCUACAUUUAAUUCGCUAACAAGUUUGUUGAAAUGACUAAUGUGUAGAGUUUAAAUUUAACAACGAACUAGAAAACCAGGAAUAGCACAAUUUUUAUUUACUGAUAUUUUCCUUGUAUUGAAUUUCCCAAGUCUGUGCUGUAUUGCAGUUAAUAGUAAGUAUUAAAUCCAUUAAAUAUAAUAAGUAUAACUUUUCACCUUUUACCCAACAAAACCCACAUGGAAAACGAAACGAACAUCUUGGCUGAUAUUUCCGAAGUUUUAUCUGGUGUGUUGUGUGUGGCGGGUUUGGAAGUUAUGGCUACCAUUAUUCUUUGAAUCUUAUAACUGGGUUCUUUUUGACUUAAGAAUUUUAGGUUCUUUUUGAGUAAUUCUUGUUCGGUUACCUCUAAUUACCAUUUGAGGUUUAGUUUUUAGUUAUUAAAAUUAAUUUGUUUAAAAUUCAACAAAUUUGUUUCAAUUACCCACUAUUUAAUAUCCUUUUGCUGUGAUCCCAUUGUAGUGAAUUGUAAAGGAAAUUUGAUCUGAAGAAAUUAUUGUCUUCAUACUUUCAUGUUAAUAAUGUGAUCUGGCGAAAAGUAACUUGCAGGAUCGAAGUCGAGCACCUCCUGUCGAAUCCCUUAACCAACAAUAUAACCGGAGGUCAUCCCUGCUCACAAAUUGGGAGUAGGUAAGUACUUGGUUUGGAGACACUGGUUUUUAUAGAAACGGCAAAAGGAGUUUUGUAUUUUUACCUUUGGGGGUAGUGUGGUUUUUUGACCAAAUAGAACUCAGACCAUGUAAGCAUACAGCCUAAGAACGUUGGUUUUGUUUGCAAAGUUUUGAUUUUUGUUAGUCUAGGCCGCCGCGGAAUAGUACUAGUGAUCUACCUUUUAUAUUAAUCAUUUUGUAUAAGUAUGCAUGUGAAGUGAUCUAGAAAUACUUUUUGUUAAUGAUUCAUAUCUAUGCACAUAUAACUAUUUGUACCUGAACGAACUACUUAGUAGCCAGUAUUAGUGCUUUUAUUAGGAAGUUCUUCAAUAUUUUUUUUUCCCCUAAACAUGAGUAGUCGUAUUUUAUUUUGCAUCAAUAUUACGUAAUUCCAGAGUGAAUUGCCUCUCUGAGGACGAAUCCAAAGCACCAUAAAUCUCAAGAAGUCAGACCAAAGAAGUCAAGAACAACUAGAACGUAAAAUGUAAAUUUCUUAGAGAACGAUUGUAUAGAUCAAUCAUAAAAUUAUUAUUAUUAUUAUACAGAAGAUGAACCUAUUCAUAUGGAACAAGACCACAAGGGCCAUUCUGAACAACAAGCUUCCAAAGGGUAUGGAGGAGGUAAAGGUCUGCACACAACGUAAACGUGGUGUGCAGACCUUACCUCUUUUAGUCGCUCAGCUCUUUCUUUCUUUAUGAAUAGGUAGUUUUCUUCUCACUCCCUAUUUCAACGUUCUGAGUAUAUUUUAGUUUUUGUUGUAAUUUUUAAGUUUAUUUUAAUUGUGAAUUUCAAUUGCAAACUGAUGAUGUGUUGGUGACAACAUGAAACUUUUCUUAAUAAAACACGUGUACAUGA